Molecule: messenger RNA, 1585 nt
Organism: Patella vulgata (common limpet)
Lineage: Eukaryota; Metazoa; Mollusca; Gastropoda; Patellidae
Product: D-beta-hydroxybutyrate dehydrogenase, mitochondrial
Exons: 8
Coding region: 154-1257 (367 amino acids)
Source: RefSeq, a predicted model, not a curated record
GAUUAAUUGGAAUUAUCUCCCUUGACCCAAUAAUUGGAGACAACUUGUGAAUUGGGGGGCCUACCUGGUAACCUUUGCCACUUUCCCUCAUUUACAGUGAUCAAAACAGAUCUGUUGGUAGGACAUUUGAAGAUAGUGGAGAUUAUAAAAAAAAUGGAAACCAAGCAAUUCAUUGCCCUGCAAGGGUUUGAACUACUAUACUUAUUAGUUCUAGUAUUUUUACCGUAUGUUAUUGCCCAGAAGAUUGUAGGACUGACAAUAGUAUUUAUAGCCAGUGUCAUGAUUGUAACUUUUAUUAUUAAAAACUACCUCACUAAGAUGAUUGAUAUUGAUGGUAAAACCGUUCUGGUUACUGGAUGUGAUUCAGGAUUUGGCAAUGCAAUUGCUCAGAGAUUGGAUUUUAUGGGAUUUACGGUGUAUGCUGGUUGUCAAGAUCUAAAGAGUGAUGGUGUAGAAAGAUUAACCAGUAGUACAACUGGUCGUAUGCAUGUUAUACAAUUAGAUGUAACUGAUGAUAAAAGUAUUGAUGAAUGUUAUGAUGAAGUAUAUAAAGCUUGUUCUACUACAGGAUUAUGGGCUCUAAUAAACAAUGCUGGUAUUAAUUUUGUUGGGGACGUGGAAUUAACACCUUUGAAUAUGUACAGACAAGUUGCUGAAGUGAAUUUAUUUGGUGUUAUUAACAUGUCUAAAACAUUCCUACCAUUAAUCCGUAAAGCCAAAGGACGAAUUAUCAACACAACAACUGCUCCUAUAUUUCCACCAUCUCAAUCAGCUUGUGCUUUCACUAAGAAUGCUGUAGAAGCAUUUUCUGAUUGUCUACGUCUAGAAAUGAGACAGUUUGGUGUUAAAGUUUCUAUAAUAGAACCUGGUAACUUUUAUGGUAGCACUGGAAUGCUGGGAGAAAAAUCUGUGAGCCGUAUGAGACAAGAAUGUGAUGAAAUGUGGGAUAAGGCUAGUCAUGAAGUAAAAACAUCGUAUGGUAGAGAUUAUGUUGAAGCCCAGUAUAGUAAAAACGUAGAUUUAGUAAAACAGACAACCUGUACUACAUUAGCUCCUGUAGUUGAUGCUAUGGAGAAUGCUGUGAUGAAUACAAAUCCAUCUAUAAGAUAUUUAGUUGAUGGCAGUAAUCAGUGGUAUGAUUAUAAUAAUGUUUUGGUCCGAUUAAAACCAUAUUUACCAGCGUACUGGAUUGAUAAUUUAAUAGACAGAUCUUAUAUCUUAAAACAUACAUUAACAAAUAAACCAACUCGCAAUUAAAAUAUUACUUUUAUAUUUUACAUCAUCUCAUAAUAAUUAAAUUAUUCUUCAUUAUUGGAUAAUUAGUCUAUAAAUAUUAUCUAGUCAAGCUUCUCAUAAAGACUUCUCUUUAUUUUCACCAUAAAAUGUAAUUUAGAAGGUUUUUUUUAUCUUUAACUUUAAUGAAACACACAUCAAAUAAAGCCUUUCUCUCUUGAUGUUCAUAAAAUUGAAAAUUCAUGGAUUUGUUUUUUUGUUAUAAUGCUAGCUAAUUGCCUGUGUGUACCAACCUGCAAGAUCUAAAUUUUCUGUGAUGACGUGAAGAGGCAAUUAAAUAAUCAAUCCUGAA